Molecule: messenger RNA, 1451 nt
Organism: Gossypium raimondii (Peruvian cotton)
Lineage: Eukaryota; Viridiplantae; Streptophyta; Magnoliopsida; Malvales; Malvaceae
Exons: 7
Coding region: 260-1132 (290 amino acids)
Molecular function (GO): phosphoprotein phosphatase activity
Source: RefSeq, a predicted model, not a curated record
ACAAAAAUUAGGAGAAACCAAUCCUACUGUAUCUGGCAAGCAAAAGAACGAUUUAUAAGAUGUCGUUUAAGAUUCUUGUCUUCUGUACGAAGUAAAACCAUCUCUGACGUCAACAAUUAUACCCCAAAGGUCGUUUCUCCCUCGCCCUUUUUUCUUUUGCUGCGUAACUAGAGUUCAAUUUGAUGAAUUUUACAGAUAGCCUGAAUUUCUGUGGAAGUACGAUCAUUUUAUAGAAAAGAAAACCGAGUUUAGGAAAAGGAUGGAAAAGCAGCAACCUGGUUCCUCAGACGUUGGUGGUAAAUGUCAAACUGAUAAGCUUUCUGAGGAAAUUGUUCUUGCCAAGAGUGGUCUUGUAAAUAGUAUCUCGACUCUAACUUUAUUGGAUGGAAGAAACAGUGAAGAAAUUGGUGAUUCCGUUUAUGCGAAUGAGACAAAUGAUGUUUCUCUUACUAUUGUUAAGACUCCUGUUAGUCAAUUGAGGAAAAAACUUCUUGUUCUUGAUGUGAAUGGAUUACUUGCUGAUAUAAUCUAUCGUUCUCCAAAGAAUUACAAAGCAGAUGCAUACAUUGCAGGACGGGCAAUUUUUAAGAGACCCUUCUGCGAUGACUUUUUAAGGUUUUGUUUUGAGAAGUUUGAAGUUGGUAUCUGGUCUUCAAGAAACAGGAGAAAGUUGGAAAGAGUUGUAGACUUUUUGAUGGGAGAUAUGAAACAAAAAUUGCUUUUUUGUUGGGAUUCAUCUUACUGCACCACAACACGAUUCAAAACUCUGGGGAAUAGAUAUAAGCCCUUAGUUUUCAAAGAGUUGAGGAAGCUUUGGAGAAAAAGCGAUCCUAAUCUUCCAUGGGAGAAGGGAUAUUAUAAUGAAUCAAAUACAUUGUUGAUAGAUGAUUCUCCUUACAAAGCACUGCUUAAUCCCUUGGGUACUGCAAUAUUUCCUCAUCCAUUCAAGUUCGACAUGGACGAUGAUUCAUUGGGUGUCGGAGGUGAGCUUAGAGUUUAUUUGGAAAGAUUAGCUUUAGCAGAGAAUGUACAGAAAUUUUUAGAGCUAAACCCAUUUGGCCAGAUAGCUAUCACUGAAAGCAGCCAUGACUGGGGCUUCUACAGCCGGGUUAUCGAUACUUGUGUUCAUUAGCAACUACUACAGGUUAACAUCUAGUUUUGAUUAUAUUAAUCGAAACAAGACUUAGCCUAACCAAAUUACAGGAGACAAGAUUUUAGUAAAGGUCUAAGGAUGAUUUAUUUUUAUUAUUAUUUUGAUAGUGGAAGAAGGAUAGUUGAUGCUAGGCUCGAGCUCCUAAUUUGAUUAUAUGAACCAACUAAACUAAGCUUCGGGUUUAAUAAAUUUUUGUCGAGCAAUCCUUUCUUAUUAGGGAAUUGCUUUUUCGAAAAUGUUCCAUGUAGUUUGACCAUAAUUUAUUCAUAUACUCAGCCUAUGUUGCCCCUUUUUUGUA